Anas platyrhynchos (mallard) is the source of this 2297-nucleotide messenger RNA. Its product is annotated as actin-related protein T2. Lineage: Eukaryota; Metazoa; Chordata; Aves; Anseriformes; Anatidae. The record is from RefSeq and is a predicted model, not a curated record.
CCACGGCCAUGCUGUUCUUUGCCCUGGCCUCAGGGGGUAGCCUAGAGUGAUCGGGGCCACUGCCACUCUUUGCACAGCACUCCUACCCCCAGCCACUCCUGUUUAUGCCAUCAGAUUAGUAAUGGAAUUAAUGUGUACUAAUGGGGGGAGUGGGAGAAGUGCUGUGAGGCUGGUUCUGAACUUCAGGUUAAAAAUUCCAGCAGUUUUCCAGCAGCAGCUUCUACACAAAUUUAGUCUGGAUUCUGUGCUUUUUAAAACUUUGUUUCCUUUUCCUCUUCCUUUUCCUUUUCUUUUCCUUUUCCUUUCCCACAGACUGCAGGGAUGCAGUAACUAACCGACUCACGGCCUCUCUCGCAGCCGUACGGGAGUAGCUCUCCUCCUCUGCUGGGGAUUCUUCCCUCUAAGGCCUUUGAGAUUUCUGGGGUUUGUAUUCUAAAACUAGAUCGCGUGUUAUUUUCGACCUCAUUAAAAAUGUUUCCUUUAGAAACCCAGCAAAACCCCAAACAGAAUCCAAAUAUAAAUCAAUGCAAAUGCAAUUACUGUAACCGACCCUCCUCUGAGCCUGAGGGCCUGAACAAAUUCAUUGAUUCCCCGCUGUAAUUUAUCUGGGAAGCAAGAACACCCAGCCUCCCUUCCGAGCACCGGCCCUGCAUCGAAUUGCUCGGCGGAGGAGCAGGGCUGGGGCUGCCCCAUGGGCAUUGUGAGCUGUGCCCAUUUGUGACGCGGGGUCUGGAGUGUUUCGUGGUGCUGCCAGAAGAUCGCUGCCCCCCAGCAGCACCCGUCCUGCACGCGAUGUCGCACGCGGUGGUGGCGGGGACCCCCGCCGUGAUCUUUGACAACGGCUCUGGGCAGUGCAAGGCUGGGCUGUCGGGGGAGCUGGCACCCCGCUCGGUGAUCUCCACUGUUGUGGGGUACCCCAAGUUCAGGCUUGUCAUGUUUGGGGCCGGUCACAAGGAGUGGUACGUCGGAGAAGAAGCCCAGUCCAAACGGGGCAUUUUGUCUUUGAAUUACCCGAUGGACAACGGGCUGGUUACAUCCUGGGACAACAUGGAGAAGAUCUGGAGAUACCUGUACGAGCAGGAACUCAGGCUGAAACCUAGUGAGAGGCCAGCGCUGCUGACCGAGACCCCUCUCAAUCCCUUGUCCCACCGGGAAAAAAUGGCCGAGCUGAUGUUCGAAAGCUUCCACGUGCCGGCCCUCUUCGUCACGCUGCAGGCGCUCGCGGUCCUGUACGCCGGGGCCCGCACGACCGGGCUGGUGCUGGACAGCGGGGACGGCGUCACCGUCACGGUCCCUGUCUACAAAGGCAAGUACCUGCUGCAGGGCAUAACCAGGGUGGAUUUUGCCGGCAGAGAUGUAACCAAGUACCUCGCCAGGCUCCUCCUGGAGACCGGGCACUCCUUCAUGAGCGCGACAGAGAGAGAGAUUGUCAGGGAUAUAAAGGAGAAGCUGUGCUACGUUGCUCUAGAUCCUAGACAAAAAAUGCAGGACAAGCCUGAAAAUCUCUCACGUGAGUACAUUCUCCCUGACGGAAGGUCUGUCACGGUGGGAGACCAGCUCUUCCGAGCUCCUGAAGCACUUUUUGCACCCAGAGAGGUAGAAGCCCAAGGGCCGGGGGUUGUGGGGAUGGUCCUGCGGAGCCUCGCCAGAUGUAGCAGCCGUAUCCAGCUGGACAUCCUAAGGAACGUGGUGCUCUCGGGCGGAUCGACUCUGUUCCAGGGCUUCAAGGAGAGGCUUCUGAAGGAUCUGCAGGCGGCCAUCCCCAGCAUAGCCCCCGUCAAGAUCUUCUCCCCAGAAAAUCGGAUGUACUCGGUGUGGACCGGCGCGUCGCUGCUCGCCAGCCUGACAGCGUUUAGGAAUAUGUGGAUUACCAGGGAGGACUAUUACGAAGUCGGGCCAACACUACUCCAGAGAAAAUGCUUUUGAAAAGUAAAAGUAUGACCAUACAGGAAUUUUUUUAAGUGCCAAUCUGAACAGCUGGAGAGCAGUUAAUAAAUCAGUACAAAAAUAAUUGAUUUGUAGUAAGUGAUUUUAUAGCUUAGUAAAGAAAGAUCCCUUGUGCAUUGGGCUGAAGAAAGAGUCCUUGUUCUGAGCAUUUUUGCUAUCCAAGAUGUUGGUUUUAAUUCUAGAAAUGUGUUGAUCCCUGCUAGAACUGCAAACAGUUUGUCAGACUUUUAAACACUUGAGAACAAGCCACCUCCAGCCCAUGCCCGGGGGGGCUGGCUCCCUGCCACACACCGUAAACUUCCAAAGAGUGGAAAGAGACCUCUGAUGGAGAAAUAGAGGGCUCGUGGGUA